AUGGACGCGUUUAUUGAACACCAAGUCAAGCUUGUCGAGAAGGAAAAGCAGAUCGAUGUCGAGGAUACCUUGCAAUUGCUCUCGUCAUUCACACCCAUUCAGCUUCAAAAGCGUGGUGUUGCGCUAAUCGGGCUCAAGGUGACAGGCAUGCGAACGGGUCUUGGAGGCAAAAAUCUUGUUGACCUUGAGCUUGCCAAUCCUACACGAUCACCACCCACUUUUCCGCCCCACAAGAUCAGCACGGGAGAUAUUGUUGGAUUGGAUGAAUACAAAAAGGACAAGCAGACCGGCAAAAGCAAACCAUUUGGAUCACAAUGGUCGGGUGUCGUUGUUCGAGCUACAGAUACAAAGAUCACUGUUGCAUUGUCACAUGAUAAUGAAUUGCCACCUGAGGUUCAGGAACGAUGUCAAAUCGUCAAGUUGGCGAAUAAUAUCACCUAUGAUCGCAUGCUUACUGCUCUUGAGCAAUUGAGAUCAGCUGCACCUUCGCAUGGAUUGGGUCAAGUACUUCUCGGCCAACGACCACCAUCACCGCCACAAGAAGUUUCGGACUUGCAGUUCUUUGAUGAAUCUCUCAAUGAAUCACAAAAAGAUGCUGUACGCUUUGCACUUGGUGCCCAUGAAAUUGCUCUCGUGCACGGUCCGCCUGGGACAGGCAAGACAUAUACAUUGGUGGAAAUCAUCCGGCAACUUGCCGUUGUUCAAGGCAAAAAGGUGCUCGUAUGUGGUCCAUCCAAUAUAUCCGUAGACAACUUGGUGGAAAGAUUGGCACGUCAUCGAAUGAACCUUGUACGCGUGGGUCAUCCAGCACGUAUCCUGCCUACUGUUUUGGAGCAUUCGCUUGAUAUCAUUACACGUACAUGUGAUUCCGGUCAAAUUGUUGCUGAUGUACGACGUGAAAUGGAUGAGACCUUGGCCAAGAUUAGCAAGACCAAAAAGCGUUCGGAGCGCCGUGAAUUAUACAUGCACCUCAAGGAUCUUCGUAAGGACUAUCGUGCUCGAGAACGUAAGGUGUUGGAUGAAGUGAUGACCGGAGCUGAUGUAUUGAUAUCAACACUCAAUGGGUGUGGGAGCAAGACUAUGAUGAAGCGUGAAUUUGACGUGGUGAUUAUUGACGAGGCAACGCAAGCUCUGGAAGCUGAAUGCUGGAUCGCCCUUUUAAAAGGCAAAAAGGCCAUUUUGGCAGGUGAUCAUCUUCAGCUUCCUCCCACUGUCAAGACACCCGUUGCAUCAUCAGCUGACAAGAAGAAGGCUUCCAAAAAUGGUCUCUCGCUUGCAACAGAUCUUACAACGACACUUUUUGAUCGACUCCUUGGAAUGUAUGAUACUGCAACAAUCAAACGUAUGCUGGUUGUCCAAUACCGUAUGCAUCAAAAGAUCAUGGAAUUCAGCUCCAAGGAGUUGUACGAGAACAAGCUGGUGGCUGAUGACAGCGUUGCAUCACAUCUGCUAUCUGAUUUGCCUGAUGUGAGCCACAGUGAUGAUACGGAUAUGCCCGUGGUAUUGAUCGAUACAAGUGAUACGGGUCUCGGCCACGAGAUUGAAGACGAAGCACAAGAUGGUGGCGAAAAAAGUCGAGCCAACGAGCUUGAAGUUGAUCUUGCUGUCAAGCAUGUACAAUCGCUCCUGGAUGAUGGAUUGGAACAAGAACAUAUUGGCGUCAUUACUCCUUAUGCAUAUCAGGUGACCCAUUUGAUCCGAGCCAUGCGUGAACAGUGGCCAGCAAUUGAAAUUGGUACAGUGGAUGGAUUUCAGGGGCGUGAAAAAGAAGCCAUCAUUCUCUCACUGGUGCGAUCCAAUGAUGAAGGGCAAGUUGGCUUUUUGGCUGAAAAGAGGCGUCUCAAUGUGGCCAUGACUCGUCCAAAACGACAUCUUUGUGUGAUUUGCGAUACGGAGACCUUAUCCGGCGCGAAGGCCACGAAAAAGAAUACCAUAGAUGGUGGAUUUUUGAAACGUUGGAUGGAUUGGUUAAAUGAAGAAGCAGAUUUGAGAUUUAGUGAACAAUAA
Molecule: messenger RNA, 2007 nt
Organism: Lichtheimia ornata
Lineage: Eukaryota; Fungi; Mucoromycota; Mucoromycetes; Mucorales; Lichtheimiaceae
Exons: 11
Coding region: 1-2007 (668 amino acids)
Molecular function (GO): ATP binding; 5'-3' DNA helicase activity; RNA binding
Source: RefSeq, a predicted model, not a curated record